AUGGAUUCUGACGCCGGUUCCACCUGCAGCCGCUCCUCCUCCCCGGACCUGGCGGUGGACGACGCUGCCGCCGGCUUCUUCUCCGACAAGCUGUUCCAGACCCGGCCGGGCGGCGGGAAGGCCAAGACCAGGAGCCAGCUCAACAAAGAGGAGAUGCAGGACCUCAGGCUGAAGGUCAACAGCCGGGAGAGGAAGAGGAUGCACGACCUGAACCAGGCCAUGGACGGCCUGAGAGAGGUCAUGCCCUACGCCCACGGCCCGUCCGUCCGCAAGCUGUCCAAGAUCUCCACCCUGCUGCUGGCCCGCAACUACAUCCUCAUGCUGUCCAGCUCCCUGGAGGAGAUGAAGAAGCUGGUGGGCGAGGCGUACGGAGCCGGGGCCCCGAGCCGCAGCGUGGCGGCCCACCUGCAGCUCCAUCAGCCCCUGCGUUCCGCCCCCGCGGCAGCGCGCUCGCCGCCCUCGGCCGGCUUCCUGGGCUUCGGCGCUCCGGUCCCGGGCCUGCUGCACCACUUCCCCGGCAUGCCGUGCCCGUGCCCGCUCUGCCAGCCUCUGGCCAGCCUGUCCAUCCACAAAUGA
Synchiropus splendidus (mandarinfish) is the source of this 576-nucleotide messenger RNA. It is a transcript of the gene olig4, whose product is annotated as oligodendrocyte transcription factor 4. NCBI's taxonomy places the organism in Eukaryota, Metazoa, Chordata, Actinopteri, Syngnathiformes, Callionymidae. The record is from RefSeq and is a predicted model, not a curated record. The transcript has a single exon. The coding region runs from base 1 to 576 and encodes 191 amino acids. Gene Ontology annotation, molecular function: protein dimerization activity.